AAGAGCCUGCCUGGUUCUGUUGUGAUCCAAGCUGCUUGCAGGUUUGGUGCCUGGACUGAGACCUCAGCAGUGGGAGCGACCAGCAGCCAGUGAGCCCGUGUGCACCCUUGGCUCUUCAGCAGCAGAGAGGAAUCGUGUUGACAACUGGCAAUGAUCCUCCAUCACAUCAGCACCCCCAUAACCACUGGAAAGAAUUGUUGAACUAGAGGAAGAAGCUGACAUGAUUGUACAGUACCAUCCCUGCCAGAUGACCACAGACCAGCAAUCCAACACAGCAUCAAUCAAGAGAGAGAUGUGCCCAUCUACCUUCCAUCUGCAGAUGAGAGGAGUGACCUGUCUGUAGCUUCUUAGAGGGGAAUGACUGCCCUCAUUACUUUUCUUUGUGCCUCCUUAGCUCAUCAGCAGGCUCAGUCAUCUCAAAGAGACCAUCCCCUGAUCCCCACUGGGCAUGUCAGAUUCCAAUACGACUCAGACAUGCAAGGAUUAUACCUUCAACCACCACCUCCUCCUGCCCGGCUACAUCCUGAUAUUCAUCACAGGCUUGAUACUGAAUGUGGUAGCCCUAUGGAUAUUCAUCCGAUACCUGCGCCUGAAGUCUGUAGUCAUGAUCUACAUGUUCAACCUGGCCAUAAGCGACCUCACCUUCACACUCCCCCUGCCACUGAGACUCUACUACUAUUCCAACCACCGCUGGCCCUUUGGCAGCACCCUGUGCCAGGUCUCUGGCUCUGUCUUCCAGAUCAACAUGUAUGGUAGCUGCCUCUUCCUCAUGUGCAUCAACCUGGAUCGCUACGUAGCCAUUGUUCACCCACUUCGCUGGCGGCACCUGCGGCGCCCCAAGGUGGCCAAGCUCCUUUGCCUGAUAGUCUGGGUUGUGAUCUUCCUGGGCUCCAUCCCCACAGCCAUAGUCCACAAGCAAAACCAUUGUAAGGUACAGAACCAGAACCAGACCAUUCUUCUCUGCUUUGAAAGCUUUAGCGACAACAUGUGGCAGAAUAACCUCUUCCCUCUAGUCAUCCUGGCUGAAAUCUUGGGGUUUCUCCUGCCUCUCAGCUGUGUGACAUACUGCUCCAUUCGGAUCUUUCAGGAGCUAUGCCACUCCAGCCAGCCAAAGACCCUGCGACAGCGGAAGACUGUCCGUCUCCUCCUGGUCAAUCUGGUCAUCUUCAUCAUCUGCUUUGUGCCUUACAACACUACCCUGGCAGUUUAUGGGAUGAUAAAGGCGCGGGUGAUUGAGGUUGAGAAAGCAACUCAGGGCUCGGUGCGCCAAGUGUUAAUUAUAACGAUGAUGAUGGCCAGCAUGAACUGCACGCUGGACCCCUUGAUCUACUACUUUAGUACUGAGGGUUUCCGUAACACCUUCAAGAAAUUGCGGCGGGGACAAGCCUGGGACUCAGAGAUGGGGACACUUAAGCAUCAGGUUGUGGAGAAUAAGUCAAUCCGAGACCAAGCUGUCUCAAAAGUAAAACUGUUCCAAUCUCAAAACUUUGUCCAUGCAAAUGAAUCUUCACCAUCACUUCCUACAGCAGUAUUUUUGAAUGGCCCGAUUGAGGACUCAGAAGUUUAACCACAGAAAAGCCAUUGCAGAGUCAGCCAUGCAGUAACUACAGCAAGCCCGAGGGAAACUGCUCAGGCUAACCUAACAAACUGUUUGAGGGAGCAGAGCAGACUGUAAGUGGGUGAACGUGAUGAUGCAAAGCUAAAGGAUGAAGGGUUGUUUUGAAUAAACAGAGAUGUCUUGGUGGCACGGUCACAACUGAUUCUUUUGGUACAGGAAAUGGUAGGGUGGAACAAGGACUUGAAACAAACCUAGUGUGUCUGGGUGCAGCCAGGGUAAAUCACUAUAGCAAGUCCAUCCACUCCUGCUGCAAUGGGGAUCAUCAGAACACAGAUAUGGUACUCACUGCUGACAAAGUGUAUUUACUAGCAAUAGCUGAGGGAAACUUUUGACUAGAUGUUUCAAUUUGAGUCAUAGGUCCAGC
This is a messenger RNA of Myiozetetes cayanensis, 1982 nucleotides long. It is a transcript of the gene LPAR5, whose product is annotated as lysophosphatidic acid receptor 5. The coding region runs from base 449 to 1567 and encodes 372 amino acids. Gene Ontology annotation, cellular component: membrane. Lineage: Eukaryota; Metazoa; Chordata; Aves; Passeriformes; Tyrannidae. Gene Ontology annotation, biological process: G protein-coupled receptor signaling pathway; behavioral response to pain. The transcript is spliced from 2 exons. The record is from RefSeq and is a predicted model, not a curated record. Gene Ontology annotation, molecular function: G protein-coupled receptor activity.